CCCCGCGGCGCCAUGGCGGAGCCCGGGGCGGACAGCCUGGAGGGCUGGGUGGCCGUGCGCGACACCGCCUUCGCCCCGCCGCAGCCGGCGCCGCGGCUCCGCUUCCUGGUGGGCUGGAACGCCGCGGAGGACGCGUUCGCCGUCACCUGCCACGGCCGGGCGGGGGUGGCGGCGGCGGCGGCGGAGGAGGAGGAGGAAGCCCCGCGGAGCUGGGCCGGGCUCUUCUCGGCGCCGGCCCUGCGCGGCGUCCACCGGCAGCUGGCGGCCGUGUGCCCGCGCCUGGAGCCCGCCUUCCCCGCCCUGCCCCGCUCCGCCGGCGGGCUCUGGGCCGUGCUGUUCCCCGGCGGCGCCCCGGCGCCGGGCGAGGCGGAGGCGCAGGAGCUGUGCCGGGCGCUGGAGCGCUACCUGGGCUGGGCCCUGGAGCUGUGCGGCGGCGGCGUGCUGCUGGACGCCCUCUUCUCCGCCGAGCGGCCCCGCGACGAGGAGUACUUCGAGAGCCUCCGCGAGCUCCGCGGGAGGGCCCUGCGAGGGCACCUGGCCCGGGCCAAGGAGGCCCUGCGGCGGGUUCUCCAGCAGCAUAAAAGUGCUGACACGAUGGUGGCUUUGAUGAAGGUUUAUGAAGAAGAAGACGAAGCUUAUCAGGAUUUGGUAACCAUGGCGACGCAGUUCUACCAGUAUUUGCUGCAGCCCUUCAGAGAUAUGCGAGAACUGGCGACACUGUACAAACUGGAAAUCCUGAAAUCUUUGCAGUAUGAUAAUUUGGGGCCUAAAAGAGUAGCAGCUUUGCAGAAAGAUGCUGAAGAAUGGACUAAGCGAGCUGAGAAUGCUGUGUGCUCUAUUCAGGAUAUAACUGUGAACUACUUCAAGGAAACUGUAAAGGCUCUGGCAGCAAUGCAGAAACAGAUGGAACAAGAUCAGGAAAGAUUUGGUAAAGCCACCUGGGCAUCAGCUUUGCCACGACUAGAAAACCUGAAAUGUAUGUUAGCUAAAGAAACCCUUCAGCAUCUGAGGGCAAGAGAACUAUGCGUGAAACAGAAGAGAGCUGCCAUUCAGAAAAAUAUGGAGAACCUUGAUGAAAAAGAAGAGAAUCUAACUGUGGUGGAGGAGCUAGAAAUACAUUAUUAUGAAACCCAACUAGAAUUAUAUAAUGUACAGCUUGAGGUAUUGAAACAUGAAGAGAUGCUGCUCAUUGUACAGUUGGAUGCUUUAAGGAGGCAGAUCAAAGAGAAACAGGAUGAAGUUGUUUACUAUGAUACAUGUGAAAAUCCUGAGGAGCUCAAGGUCAUUGAACAGACAAUGGAACAUUACGCUAACUUGUCAGAAAUGACGAUGCUGAGGCAGAAGAUUAAGCAGUUGGAGACAAAGCGUGGGACUGUCUGUGCGAGGAGAGCCUACCUCAGGAACAAAAAAGAUCAAUGUGAAGCGAACCAUCGACAGAGACUGCAACAGGCAGAAGAGAGCAAGAAACGCUUCCUGCAGCAUCACAGCAUACAGAUAAAAAGAGACAAGCAAAAAGAAGAGGAGAAAAAGAAAAAAGCUUGGAUAAGCCAGGAACGUCAGAAAACACUGGAGAGGCUGAAGACAUUCAGGGAGAAGUGUCCAGCUCAUGUUGUGCUGAAAACAUCUCGUCCACAACCUCUCAGUCACGGGUUGCCACAAAGUGUCACCCAACGGGCUGCAGUACCGUGCCCUCCACCUUCAUCAAGAACAAGGCCAGCACCAGAGCAGCCAAAGAGCUUGCUGAUAGUAGAAACCAAAGCAUCAGAAGCUCCACAGGAGAAUAUCCCAGCAGAUACACCUGUCCAGAUUCUUGUUACUGCUGGUGAAUCAAAGCAACAAAAGGACAAUGAAGAGUUGGUGGUCUCUCCAUCCUCCCCUCCACCACCGCCAUGUCUACCACCUCCGCCCCCACCUCCUCCCUUACCUCUCCAUUUAAAGACACGAUCUCCAGUAGAGGACAAGCCACUUCCCCUUAGAGCUGAUGGCCCUGCAGAAAGCUCUGCACUGCACAAACAGGAUGACUCAUCCAUGAGGUCUAUAAAUAAUUGCGUAGGUACAAUGGAUGAGGUUUUGGCUUCUCUAAAACGUGGUGAAGUUCACCUUCGCAAAGUGGAACGGUCAAAUCCGUAUGCCUCUGUGAAAGACAGCAUCCUCUCUGCCAUACGGCAGGGAGUUAAACUAAGAAAAGUGAAUCGAGAUACUGAGAAAGAUGUCAGUAACGGAUCCUCUAAUGAUCUGGAGAGAAGCAUUAAGGCAGCCAUCCAGAGAAUUAAGAAAAUGUCUGCUGAUUCUGAAGAAGAGGAAAACAAUGAUCAGAAUAAUGGAGAAUGGGACAGCUAACCAAUUUAAAGUAACAGACUACUGACUGGAACAGAGUAUUGGUCUCAUUUUGCACACUGUAGAAGAAUGUAUCUUUCAAAAUGAAAGAAGUGUGAUUGUGUGCGUAUGUGUUCUCAUGGUGCAAAAUUUUCUGUAGAGUAAAAGGAUCCUGAUGGUUUUCUACAGGAACUACAGAUUCUUAUUUUUGCGUGAGUUAUCAUACUCCAAAUUAUGCUUGCAAGAUUCUUACUUUUGCAUGAGAUAUAUUCCAAAAUACAUUUGCAUUAUUUGAUAUUUCUGGCUCAAGUAUGUAGGAUUUUCACCGCAUCAGAAGACAGCUAAAAUACUAGAGUAAAACAUACAUUAUUUAGCUUGUUACUACAUUGUAGGUUACACAAAACUCUUCAGGAAUGAAACUGAAAAUCUAUUUUGUCAUAUAAAAGUAUGACACAACAUGUGAUGGUAAAGGCAGACCAGAACACUUAGCAUAAUUCAGAAUUUUUCAUUCCUACCUCUUUUGCCCAGAAAUUUAUUUAAAAUGUUGCUUGUCUAACACAGUUCACUCAAAUAACUACAUUGGAUACUCCACUCAUGGUCAUGUUGUAAAAUGUGUGCUUACAAAGGAGCUUAGCAGUGUUGAAUGGGUUAAUUACUAUCAAGUUUGAGAUAAAAACUACUGUAGUAAUUACUGAAAAGUUUGAUUUUUAGCCAGAAGCUUAAAUGUAGUGUUUCUAGAUGCAAAGUGUUUUUCAUACAUUUGCAGCUGCAAUGAACCUGUUGGUGUGGGAGAAGGCCAAAAUAUUGUAUAUAAUAUUGUCUUGGAUGUAGUCCUGUAAAACAGAGCUGCAUUUCUCCACUGAGAAUGUCAAUACAUGUUUAUAGCUACUCUGAAUUUAAAUUACCUGAUAGCCUUGUAAAUGACAGUUAUUUGUAUUGUGCCUGGAACCUGACUAUUUAAAAAUUCAACCACAUUUCAUUUAAAGACUCUAUUUUGGGUAAUUAGUUACAAAAAUUAUUCACAAUUUCUUUUGGAAUUUAUACUGACCCUUAAUAAAAAUAUAUCC
Cygnus atratus (black swan) is the source of this 3383-nucleotide messenger RNA. It is a transcript of the gene WHAMM, whose product is annotated as WASP homolog associated with actin, golgi membranes and microtubules. Gene Ontology annotation, cellular component: cytoplasm; endoplasmic reticulum-Golgi intermediate compartment membrane. The transcript has 10 exons. Gene Ontology annotation, molecular function: Arp2/3 complex binding; actin binding. NCBI's taxonomy places the organism in Eukaryota, Metazoa, Chordata, Aves, Anseriformes, Anatidae. The record is from RefSeq and is a predicted model, not a curated record. Gene Ontology annotation, biological process: Arp2/3 complex-mediated actin nucleation; endoplasmic reticulum to Golgi vesicle-mediated transport. The coding region runs from base 13 to 2340 and encodes 775 amino acids.